Molecule: messenger RNA, 870 nt
Organism: Symbiodinium natans
Lineage: Eukaryota; Dinophyceae; Suessiales; Symbiodiniaceae
Source: the annotation of a GenBank genome assembly
AUGAGCAGCCUUGAGGCGCUGACCCGCGCGCACGAGGACAUGAUCGUGCGGCGCGUGGGGAUUCUGGGCGACUGGAUGGCGAAAUCCCACACCUUUAGGGGGUCGGAUGGUCAAGCCUUUACUGGCCUGGCAUCUCUUCUCAUGCGUUGCAUGGGCGUCAACCUUCAAAAGCUCGGAGCGGGUGAGGAAGUGUGUAUGCACUUCGUGGUGCCAUACACACAGGAUGCCCAGGAGGAUUAUCUUAUCUUCGUCCCAUCUUUGGUGCAAAAUCCCCUGCAGCCUCAGGAGGGCAUCUGCAGCCAUGGCCCCGAGUGCGAAUGCAACCAAACCCGGCUCCAGCUGGUGGGCCUGGUUCCAGACAAAGUCUUCCUCGCGGACCCUCUCAGCAUCUUCAACCUCGGAUUGUUGGCCUCUGCUGAGGAAGACGAGCAUCAGGGCAUCGAGGCCUUGUCCCUGGCGUUCGGCAUCCCCUCCAGGCGGAUUCGAGAGAUUUUCGUGGCAGAGGGCUACGUCCUGACACGGGACUACGCCUGCAAGAUCCUGGAGCUCCUGGCUCGGCGGCGAUCACGCGUUCCGACCAUCCUGGUCGGGGAGAGUGGGACGGGUAAGACUCGCGUGCCUUGGCCAACAUCUGCAUAUGGGCGGUUGUCUCGAAAUUGUGGUCCCUUUUGGGGUCAUACGGCAACUAAUAUUUAUGUAGGGUACCCCAAAAGGGAUCAUAAUUUUGACAACCACCCAUAUGAGUUAUCAGUCUACCAUAUUUCUGCACUACGCCCCUCAGCAUCCCUUCACCUCGAUCCUGUCUCAACUCAGCUCACGCUCAUGCCGCGAGGCUCUGGAAAUGCUGACGCGGCUUCUCCUGGAGUGUGA